Messenger RNA from Histoplasma capsulatum G186AR, 2450 nucleotides. Its product is annotated as guanylate kinase. Gene Ontology annotation, cellular component: cytosol. Gene Ontology annotation, molecular function: GMP kinase activity. The record is from RefSeq and is a predicted model, not a curated record. Lineage: Eukaryota; Fungi; Ascomycota; Eurotiomycetes; Onygenales; Ajellomycetaceae. Bases 90 to 2396 code for a protein of 768 amino acids. Gene Ontology annotation, biological process: purine nucleotide metabolic process. The transcript has 11 exons.
CAAGAGUGUUGAGAUCGCGCGCUAGAGGAGGGUCUAUUCGAUUGGUGUUCCUGCGGCGCCUCUCACGAGGUCCCAUUGUCCCUUGAACGAUGCCCUCAGAUACAACUUCUGCGCCGGCACCAGGGGCAGGAGGGAAAUCAAAGAAAAACAGCAGGAAGAAAGCAAAUGCGAAAGCAAAGGCAAAUGGCGGGACCGUUCCCAUCACGACUUCUUCCGACCAACUACAGCCGCCCACACAAUCCGACGGGCAACAGGAGAGAUCAGGCCAGGGUCAACAGGAGAAGCCAAUUGCACCGCCGGCUAGCAAAGAAAGCGUCGCGAACGGCUCCCAGGCAGCGGAUUUGGAGGAUAACAAUGGAGGACGGGAUAAGGAAACGGAGUCGAUAACGGAGAGCGACACUGAUGUACCGCCUCCCAACUCAACAACCACUUCUUUUGAUUCCGACCCCAGGUUCGAAGCACUGGUGCGGGAUCGCGACUCCCUGCGUGCGGAAGUAGCUGAGAUGCGCAUAUCUCUGGAAAAGAUACAGUCCAAACACGAUGAGGAGAUGGGGGCUCUACAGAACGAGCUGAAACAGUCACAAAAUGACAAAGAGCAUGCCGAGACCCAGUUUCGGAAUUUGUUGGGCAAGGUCAAUACGAUCAAGUCGCAGCUGGGGGAGAGGUUGAAGGCUGAUGCUGAAGAAUUGGAGCAGAAGAGGAGCCGGAUUGAGGAGCUUGAGGGCCAAAAUGCUGUGCUACAAACGGAGGUGGAGUCGAAAUCGGCUGCUCUCAAAUCACUGGAGAAGGAAAGGGAACAGCAAUCUAAGGAGCUGUCUAGCUUGCGAAAUCGGACGAAUUUAUCGCAACAAAAUUGGCUGAAGGAGAGAGAGGAAUUGGUAGAACGAGAGGCAUAUGUGCGUUCGGAAUUCGAGGAGGCAAAGCAAGCUAUGCACAAUUGGGAAAUUCUCGCCAUGGAGGAGCGAUCCAUUCGAGAAAGUCUGGAAGAGAAAGUGACAGACCUGGAGGAGCAGCUUGUCACCUUGAAAAGCGACUAUGAGAAAGCCUCUUCCGAACGCGAUGCACAAUCAGUGACGGUGGACGGGCUUCAGAGGGCGCUUCAAGAUAUCCAAACCGCCCGAAAACAGGAGCUACGAGAGAUAGUAGAAAGCUCAGAUGCACAGCUGGAAGAGCACCGGAAGAAGCUCCAGGAGGCUGAGAAGAACGCCACAGAAGCCAUUGCCAAACUAGAAGAGGCAGAGGCGGAGUUGAAACGAGCUCUGCCAUUUGAAAAAGAAGUCAAGGAGAAGAAUCUGCUUAUUGGCAAGCUACGCCAUGAAGCAGUGACACUGAAUGAGCAUCUUACCAAAGCUCUAAGGUUCCUGAAGAAGGGAAAACCAGAAGAUAAUGUAGAUAGACACCUCGUCACCAACCAUUUCCUCCAUUUCCUAGCGCUGGAUCGAUCAGACCCGAAGAAAUUCCAGGUCCUGCAGCUCAUAUCAGCGUUACUAGGAUGGACAGAUGAACAACGAGAGCAAGCUGGUCUUGCCCGCCCCGGAACCUCAAGCGGAUUUGGCGUUAGUCUACGCAUUCCCAGCACUUCAUCCCUCCUAUCGAGGACACCAAGCUCGCCGUCCCUUGGGUCCGAGUUUUUGAUGGACAAUAUAAACUCUCCCCCAGUCUCGUGCCAAGAACCUAGAAACCCAAUCCCCAAAAUUGGCGACAACACGAUAGUAGUUAUUCUCAUAAUUUUUGGUCUGCCUUUCCUCUCUUUCUUUCCCCUAUCCAAUCUCCUCAUUUCUUCAUACAUUCCAAUGGCCGCUGCUGCCAUCCGCAAAUUCCGCCCUGUAGUGAUAUCCGGCCCUUCAGGCGCUGGGAAAUCAACAUUGAUAAAAAGACUCUUUGCCGAUUACCCAGAUACCUUUGCGCUUUCAGUUUCUCAUACAACCCGACCCCCCCGCGCCGGCGAACAACACGGACGUGAAUACUACUUCACAACACGCGAUGGCUUCCAAUCCCUCAUCGACGAAGGCGGCUUUAUAGAGUGGGCCCAAUUCAGCGGGAAUUACUAUGGCACUAGCACCAAGGCGGUGAGGGACGUGGCGGAGAAGAAGCGCAUUUGCAUUCUCGAUAUUGAGAUGGAGGGCGUCAAACAAGUCAAACGCACAUCCCUAAAUGCGCGUUUCAUUUUCAUCGCCCCGCCCUCCCUCGAAGUGCUCGAGCAGCGCCUGCGGGGCCGCGGCUCGGAGACGGAGGAGAGUCUCCGCAGCCGUCUGGCGCAGGCGAAGAAUGAGCUGGAGUAUGCCAAGCAGCCUGGCGCGCAUGAUAUGGUGCUUGUCAAUGACGAGUUGGAGGCUACGUAUAAGGCGUUGAGGGAGUGGGUGGUUGAUGAGGGGCGGUUUGGGGCGCUGGAGUGAGAGGUUGUAUGGGACUUCUUUUUUGGCUGUUUUUGCGAGGCGAAUGGGGUAUUU